UGCAGUUGUAACCUGAAAAAAGUCAUAAAUUUGACUUUUUGGAAAAUAUGUUUGUCAUUUACAAUGCAAUCUUGCAAUGCAUGUGUUGUAAUUUGUAUUAGCUGAAGUGUCACAUGUUCAAAUAAUUGUGUUAGUAUAAAAAUCAAGAAUUGGAAUUAUUCGACUCAGAUCAGGAAAAGUUUUUUCUUUGGUUUUUAGUGUCCAGUGUUUAAGUGUGCCUCGAAGGCAAUGGCAGAUCUUGGCAAGUCCACAAUCAUCAAACUAAUUGCGUUAAUUAAUGCUAUUGUCCUAUAUGUAUUGCUCAUAUUAUUCCACUCCUACAUCCCUACAGCAUAUGAACGGCUGCUUAUUUGCGCCAUAUUUGCUGGAUUCAUGGUUUUGUACAUUGCACUUGUGCUUGGUAUAAUCAUAGGAAAACCAGUCGACAAGGAUCUCAUUGGCGUAUGGACAUUCUAUGCUACAUGUGCCUAUUUCGCUUGCGGGGUCAUAUUGAUUGUUAGAUUUCACCAUUCUAACCAUGAAAUGGGCCUGGUAGAUGGCAUACUCUCUCUAUUGAUGGCAGUAAUCACGUUCUUGGAUUGUUAUUUCACUAUAAAAAACUGAAAGCAAAGAUCCAAAAGAAAAAGAAAAAACAAAGGGAAAAUUUCUGGUCACGUUUAACCACUGUGUUAAUUUAAAGGCUAUAAAACAUUUUAUUUGAUAUAUAGAGAUAAAAAAAUGUUGUUUUCAUUUAA
Cimex lectularius (bed bug) is the source of this 734-nucleotide messenger RNA. RefSeq lists its product as uncharacterized. Lineage: Eukaryota; Metazoa; Arthropoda; Insecta; Hemiptera; Cimicidae. Bases 229 to 603 code for a protein of 124 amino acids. The transcript is spliced from 3 exons. The record is from RefSeq and is a predicted model, not a curated record.